GACCAGGUUCUCGGCUCGGUUCUUCUCUUGGUGCCACGCAAAGAUGUCUACACAUAAGAAGAAGACGAGGAAACUGCGUGGACAUGUGAGCCACGGCCACGGUCGUGUCGGCAAACACAGGAAACAUCCUGGUGGCCGUGGUAAUGCCGGCGGUCUGCAUCAUCAUCGUAUCAACUUCGACAAAUACCAUCCCGGUUAUUUCGGAAAGCUUGGUAUGAGAAAUUAUCACUUAAGACGCAAUACAAAAUGGUGUCCCACCAUAAAUUUAGACAAAUUAUGGACUCUGGUCUCCGAACAGACGAGGUUGAAAUACAAAGACGUUGAAAACAAGGCACCCGUCAUUGAUCUUACAAAGGCAGGUUAUUAUAAACUUUUGGGAAAAGGACGCCUUCCAAAGCAACCUGUUAUCGUUAAAGCUAAGUUCUUCAGCAAGCGGGCGGAAGAUAAGAUCAAAGCAGUCGGUGGCGCGUGUGUCCUGUGUGCGUAAACAUCUGAAUAUUACAACUUCUCCGGAUACAAAAUGGAAAUAAAUGUUUUUUCGCUAUAUAAUAAAUAUGUUUUCAACAUACA
Messenger RNA from Pseudomyrmex gracilis, 570 nucleotides. RefSeq names its product 60S ribosomal protein L27a (gene RpL27A). Gene Ontology annotation, molecular function: structural constituent of ribosome. The transcript is spliced from 6 exons. Gene Ontology annotation, cellular component: ribosome; cytosolic large ribosomal subunit. NCBI's taxonomy places the organism in Eukaryota, Metazoa, Arthropoda, Insecta, Hymenoptera, Formicidae. Gene Ontology annotation, biological process: translation. The coding region runs from base 44 to 487 and encodes 147 amino acids. The record is from RefSeq and is a predicted model, not a curated record.